Peromyscus eremicus (cactus mouse) is the source of this 1096-nucleotide messenger RNA. RefSeq names its product chromosome 6 C4orf17 homolog (gene C6H4orf17). The coding region runs from base 55 to 936 and encodes 293 amino acids. Lineage: Eukaryota; Metazoa; Chordata; Mammalia; Rodentia; Cricetidae. The record is from RefSeq and is a predicted model, not a curated record. The transcript has 7 exons.
GGUUUGAACAACAUCCCAAUCUGCACUGUGAAUGACGAUGAGAUCCCACUUAGAAUGCUGACUAGCACUGGCCAGUUGAACUACUUAGAGAGGAAUGAGACACCUUUAACCAAAUUCAGUAAUCCGCCCAGCACUGCAGCCCUGGAGAGCCCCACCCGAGGGCUGUCACCAGUCCGGAAUAAAGUUCCCUCAAGACCUCAGUCUGAGCCAUGUAGAAAUAUCAAUGAAUGCUUCAAAACUUCCUGCGACAAUCCCUUAGUGAUAAAGAAGGGUGAAUUUAAAGCCAAAAAGCCACUACUGCCUCCAAGGGCGGGCUCUGCGGCUGCUUCCGGGUACUCGGAAGUGAUGAGCACCAAGACAGAUGGGGAUGAAAACACUGUGUGCAUACCAAACUAUCUGGAGCAGGAGAUAAAGAUCCUGGCAAAGCUCAGUGACAUUUUACAUACCGAUUCCCUGGCUGAAGUUCUGCAGUGGCUGCUUCAUGCAAGCACCAAAGAAAAGGAGUGGGUAUCCGCUUUGGUUCAUUCUGAACUCUCUGACAUUAACCUGUUGACUCGCCAUGGAAGAAAUACCCCAGCAGACCCAGCAGCAGAGCCCAAGAAACCAUCCAUAGCUGCAACACCCACCACAACCAAAUCAAUGCAAAGCUCACCUGGCAAAGCGAAAGUGCUGACCAGAGCUAGAGAAGGACAUCAGCCCCCCAGAAUGUCAAGUCAAGGAUCCGAAGGCAAUAAGGCCGUAUCACAAGGGACUGAGACCCCAUUGUUUAUAAGAGGAAACAAGAUGAAAACACCUGUUACAGAAUAUUUCAGCAAACCAAAGACUCCUCUCAGGUCUAACACUCAUGACAGCAAAUCGACAAAACCAAUGUCAGCAAGGAGUGUGCAAGUGUACAGCCCUCAAAGGGCACUCUAUCCUUUAACACACCAAAGGUAGAAAUGGACACUGGCCAGUUCUUUCACAAAGAUGAGCUGCACACUGACAGAACAUCAAAAAUCAUUUUAAAAAUAACCAAACGGUCCUCUACAUGGUGGCACAUGUAAGUCUCAAAAACACAUGUACACAAUGCUAGAAAUAAAUAUUAAUGAAGACAUUA